Rhopilema esculentum is the source of this 5393-nucleotide messenger RNA. RefSeq names its product ATP-dependent translocase ABCB1. The record is from RefSeq and is a predicted model, not a curated record. Gene Ontology annotation, cellular component: mitochondrial inner membrane. Gene Ontology annotation, molecular function: ATP hydrolysis activity; ATP binding; ABC-type oligopeptide transporter activity. Lineage: Eukaryota; Metazoa; Cnidaria; Scyphozoa; Rhizostomeae; Rhizostomatidae. Gene Ontology annotation, biological process: oligopeptide export from mitochondrion.
AUUGUUAAUGUACUACGGCUACUAAUGAUGUGGGACGUGCCCCUUAGCCGGUAGAGCACAGCUGUAAUCGUCGCUCACAAGUAGUCGAACUAUAGCUUAUUUCAUACUAGAUUUGAUUGUUUGCGGUGGAGUCAAAAUGGUUUGGGAAGGACGGUUGGAAAACGAUUUUGAAGGCAGUCCAUCUGCCGUACCUAUGGUAAAGGUUCUAACUCCAAAAGAGGAAGACCUCUCAAAUGGCGAAAAUUGGAGAAAGGUCAAACCUUCAGAGAAAGAAGAUUCAUCUUCGAAAUUUGAUAACAAAGAAAAAGAAAAGAAGGAAAAAGAUGAGAAGCAGCCACAAGUGUCUCUCAUAAAACUGUUUCGACAUGCGGAUAUAACUGAUAUUUUUCUAAUGGUUAUUGGGACAAUAUUCGCAAUAGGCAAUGGGAUUGCACAGCCUUUGACAAUCAUCAUGUUUGGUGAUCUCAUUGGUGACUUUGUAAAGUAUGGCGAGCAACAGUAUGAUGUUUCAUUGGGACUGGCCAACGCUACCUCGAUUAAUUUCGACAUAGAAGGACAGAUGGUGAAGUUUGCCGAGUACUAUAGUUUGAUCGGAUUUGGUUGUCUAUUAGCUGCUUAUGUUCACACAGCAUUUUGGUCACUUUCUGGCGUAAGGCAAGCCAAUAAAAUCAGAAAAUUGUGUUUCAAAGAGAUUCUGAAAAAGGAUAUUGGAUGGUUUGAUCAAAUUGAUGCUGGAGAACUCAGCACAAGAAUUACAGAAGAUGUUACCAAGGUGCAAAAUGGGAUUGGUGACAAAUUUGGAAUGCUGAUUCACUCCGUUGCGAUGUUCGUUGCAGCUUUUAUCAUUGGCUUUGUUUACAGCUGGAGGCUAACGCUGGUUCUUCUUGCCUUGACACCACUCGUUAUCAUAACGACUGCCAUCACUGGAUUUGUAAUAAGCAAGUUGACGAGCCAAGAGCAAGCUGCAUAUGCCAAGGCUGGGGGUGUUGCAGAGGAAGUGUUCAGUUCGAUAAGAACAGUUGUUGCCUUUGGUGGUGAAAAACGAGAGCUUCAAAGAUAUACAGCCUGUUUGGGAGACUCGCAGAAGGCUGGGAUAAGAAAGGGCUUGAAUUCUGGUUUGGCUUUCGGCCUAUUUCAGCUCGUUACGUUUUGCUCGUAUGCUGUUGCAUUUUGGUACGGAGCCGAGCUUAUCAUUGAUGGAAUAAUAAAUGAAGCUGAUGUCAUGAUCGUUUUCUUCUGUAUCAUUGUCGGAGCAACUCAGAUUGGUCAAGCUGCACCAAACAUACAGGACAUAGCAAACGCAAAAGGGGCUGCUUACUAUAUAUACGACCUUAUGGACCAUAAAUGUGUAAUCAACUCGAUGUCGACUGAAGGAGAAACUCCGCCUGUUAAUGGUAACAUCGAAUUCAAAGACAUCCAUUUUCGAUACCCUUCAAGGAAAGAAAUUAAGAUUUUGGAUGGAUUCUCACUGAAGAUUGACAGUGGCUCAACAGUGGCGCUAGUUGGUGAGUCAGGGUGUGGCAAAAGUACCAUUGUCAAGCUGGUACAGAGGUUUUAUGACCCUGAAGAAGGAUUGGUAUGUUUAGAUGGGAACGAUUUGCGAAAGAUCAACUUGCGAUAUUUGCGUAGCCAGAUCGGCGUAGUCAGCCAAGAGCCAGUGCUGUUCGAGGGAACAAUCACGGAAAACAUAAGGCUUGGUAAACGUGAUGCAACUGAUGACGAAAUCAAAGAGGCUGCCGUCGACGCCAAUGCUCACCGUUUUAUUUCAGAACUACCGAAGGGCUACGAUACACAAGUUGGUGAGGGAGGUGCUCAGUUGAGUGGUGGGCAGAAACAGCGAAUCGCCAUCGCACGAGCGCUCGUCCGCAAGCCAAAAAUUUUGUUGCUAGACGAGGCAACAUCUGCAUUGGAUACAGAGAGCGAGUCGAUCGUGCAAGCAGCUCUUGAACAGGCCAGCCAAGGUCGUACAACCAUUGUCAUUGCGCAUCGUUUGUCAACUGUACGCAACGCAGAUAUGAUUGUUGCCAUGCGAGACGGUGUUGUCAUGGAGACGGGUACCCAUGAUGAUUUAAUGAGCCGGAAAGAUGUAUAUUACAAACUCGUAAUGCUGCAAACCAUAGCAGAAGAAGUUGAAAAUGAGGCGGACAACAUUUCAGUACUAAGUAACGAGGAGAAAGCUCUGAGGCUGGCUGAAAAAAUUAGUCGAAAGUUUUCAGUUAUUUCACAGACAAGUGAAACUAGUGCAGAUGAAAUCGUGAAAUUAGAGAAGACAUUGCAAAAACAGUACUCCAGGCAGCAUACGCAAAGAGAGGAGAAACAUGUGACGAAGAAGAAAGAGGAACCUGAAGAAGAGAUAGAAGAGGAAGUAGAAAUUCCCCCUCUUUCAAGAAUCAUGAAACUCAGUAUAACCGAGUGGCCAUAUUUGGCACUGGGCAGUGUAUUUGCUGGAAUGGCUGGUGCAUUUCCUGUUGGAUUUGCUGUCAUUAUCAGCGAAAUUAUCAAGAUCUUCUCCUUCAAAAGCAAUGUCAAAGAAAUGAGAAGCAAGGCUGAGUUCUGGUCCCUGAUGUUUGUUGUACUCGGAGUUGGCUCUGGUGUUGCCAUCCUUGUUUCUAGUUACCUCUUCUCUGUCGCUGGAGAAAUAUUAACAAGGCGAUUGCGAGAGCUUUUGUUCCAAGCAAUAUUACGUCAGGAUAUAUCUUUUUUCGACGAGCCUACUCAUUCAACAGGAGCUCUUAGUGCACGAUUGGCUUCCGAUGCCUCGGGCGUUCAGGGGGCCACGAGUAUCCGGCUGUCAACACUGGUUCAAGUAGUUGUCAUGGGUCUCUCUGCCAUAAUAGUUUCAUUUGUAUACUCUUGGAAGUUGACACUGCUUAUAUUCGCGUUUAUUCCCUUCCUCCUGCUGGCUGGUGCCAUGUACACAUCAAUAAACACGAGUUUUGCAGCAAAGGAGAAAGAGACAUUGGUACAGGCUUCCGCGGUUGCCAGCGAAACAACUACAAAUAUCCGCACGGUUGCAUCUUUAGGCGUUGAAGAAUUCUUUUUCGAUCGCUACGUGACGCUACUGAGCCAACCUUACAAGAAAGCACAAUACAAUUCGCAUUUCUUUGGCGUUUCUUUUGGAAUGUCAUAUGCCAUAUGGUUUUUAGUCAAUGCAGCCGCAUUUCGCCUAGGUGGACACUUGGUUGUGAGAAAUGAAGUCGAUUUUGCGGACAUGUUCAAGGUUGUAUUUGCCUUGGUUUUUGCCGCCAUGUUUGCUGGACAAGUAGCCUCGUUUGCGCCAAAUUAUCUGAAGGCUAAAGUCUCGGCUGCAAGGAUUUUCAAGCUUCUUGACCUUGUCCCGCCUAUUGACAGUUACAGUGAAAGUGGCGAGAAACCCGAUACAAUGGACGGAAGCGUAAGCUUCAAUGAAGUUCAGUUCAGCUACCCAAGUAGACCGAAUGUUACCGUAUUAAAGUCUCUUUCUGUUGAAGUAAUGCCUGGUGAGACUUUGGCUCUGGUUGGUCCAAGUGGGUGUGGUAAAAGCACCACUGUUUCGCUGAUCGAAAGAUUUUACGAUGUUGCAACGGGCGCAGUUAAACUGGGUGGGCUAGAUGUGCGAAAUUUGAACCUUGGUUGGCUGCGCUCCCAAAUUGGCUACGUAGCUCAAGAGCCUGUCUUGUUCAACUGCAGCAUACGUGACAACAUAGCGUAUGGUCUUAAUGACGAGGAGCGGAAAAGUAUCGAGCAAGCUGAAAUCGAGGCUGUUGCCAUGUCAGCAAACAUACACCAUUUUAUUGCGUCUCUUCCCAACGGUUAUGACACCUUAGUUGGCGAGAAGGGCACUUUGAUAUCAGGAGGACAAAAACAGAGAAUUGCUAUUGCACGUGCGUUGAUCAGAAACCCAAAACUUCUAUUACUGGACGAAGCAACGUCAGCUUUGGAUUCGGAAAGUGAAAAGGUCGUGCAAGAUGCCCUUGAUGUUGCAAUGGAAGGACGAACCUCGAUUAUCAUUGCCCAUCGCUUAUCGACGGUUCAAAAUGCUGACGUCAUUGCUGUUGUGGAGAAUGGGAAAAUCAUCGAAGCUGGAAGCCAUGCUGAGCUCAUGGAGAAGAAAGGCGCAUAUUACGUUUUGAACAGUGGACAGUUUUAACCGCAGUCAUCAAGCAAUGAAUUCUCCAUAUCACAGAAAAGCCUUAUGUCGAUGCAGAAAGUAAGCAGGAUUUCGUUACAGAAAACAGUAUAUUCUUUAAUUAACCUUCCCUUGCCCUUUUUGCAAAAUGGAGCUUAUUUUUGGCACUUGGAGAAUACAGUUUGCAAAAGUUAGAUAUGGUUGGUUGUUGGUCAAAGAAUUAGAUUUAGCUCGAGCGGGAUGCACAUUUUUAUCAGUAUAACUCAAUGUAUGCGAAAAUAAAUUAAGGAAAAAGGAAAUGCAUUACAAGGGUUAGUAAAAUGCUAACACCAACUUGCCCUGAUAAAAUAGGGCAGCCAUUAACAAUUUCAUCGCUUUAGAUCUUAGUUGUAUAAGCAUAGCUGUAUGUCAUUGAAAUUGUUUGGGCCUAUCGUAGGCUUUGGUCGCCAUGAUUAUGAUCUAGUCUCCGAACCCUAGUAAAAUAUCAGCCUGGCUUUUGCUUUCAUGUAGCUGAUAUUGAACUUCACAAUCGGACAAAAGUGUUAAAUCCUUUCUGGUCUUUGGCAUUCACAUUGAUUACAGAGUUGUAUCAAAGAAAGCAAUUCUCAGAUCCUUGAACCGUGUCAUGUUUAAACGUACAUUGUUUUUUGGGGGGCCUGGAGCUGUAAGUUUUGAAGAAGCAGCUAGGUUUUCAAUUUUUGGUAGAUAAAUCUCCCCUACCAAAGAAGUUGUGGCAUGCAGCUCAAGCUUGCCUACAAUGAUCCUCGUUUGGUUUGGAGUUUUUACCUCAACUCAGGAAGCCCUGUCUGACAAAAAAUGGUUGUUUGGUUCAGAUCUUUGAUUAACUAUGAAAUCUAAUUCGACUUAAAAGUAUAUCAAACGAACUGUAACCUCAAUAGGUUGUAAAGUAUCAUUCUUUGGGUGCAGCUCCCAGGUUCGCAUGCUUUUGGGGAUGAGAGGGGGGGGGGGGGGUGGAGAAAUCUCAUUUGACUGUUUACAGGAACACUGACACUGCUUUUGUUCCUGCGUUAGAACCUUGUUUUUACAUAGCACUAUUUCAACAAAUAAUUAUGAUAUUUCAUUUUAUGUAAAAAUGAAAUUAGUUAUUCUGAAACAGAUUUCAAAUAUUAGCUUCGUUUCUCUAUAUCUUAGCGAUAUGUGUAACCUUUAUUAUAUGUCUAUAAGGUUUGCUGUGUAUUUUUCUGCACCAUUGUGCUCAAUGUUUUUAUUGUACAGAAGUUCAAACAUGUUAUACACGAUAAAACAUGUUAUGCUUGUCAUAUGA